Molecule: messenger RNA, 2520 nt
Organism: Orycteropus afer afer
Lineage: Eukaryota; Metazoa; Chordata; Mammalia; Tubulidentata; Orycteropodidae
Gene: VSIG10L
Product: V-set and immunoglobulin domain containing 10 like
Exons: 10
Coding region: 1-2520 (839 amino acids)
Source: RefSeq, a predicted model, not a curated record
AUGGACAUCUCGUGGGCCCUACUGCUCUUCCUGCUCCUGGAAAGUUCUUCCCAAGACGUGGAUCCGAAAGGUCCCUCCACUGAAGUCACCAGCCGGAACCUUCCAAGUUCAAAAGCCUCGGCUGACAUCCCUGAUUCCCAAUGGUUUACUGAGGUGCUGAGUUCCAACGACACGUCUGGGUCCCUCUGGGCCAAUGUUAUUCCCGAGGGCCCACAUUUGAAAUUCCCUGCCGGGACCCAGGAUCGCACCUUCCCUGAAACCCCUGGGUCCGAAGCCGGGCCGGAGGGUGCUCCCAAAGACGCUGGGCCUUCCGUCCCUUUGAAGACCCCAGUUGUCAACAUCUCUGCCCAAGUCCCAGAUAUCAAAAUCGGCUCAGACUUUUCCCCCGAGGAUCCUGGACUCUCUGCCCAGAACCCGGAGUCUGCAAUUUCUACAGAAGCCCACCCAGCCUCAGGCUUCCCCCAGCAAGCGGGGGGACCCCUGGCAGUGCUGGUGGGCACCCCCAUCCGGCUUCCCGUGGUCCCAACCCCAGACCCCGGGCCCCCUGCCCCACUGGUGGUCUGGCGCCGGAGUUCCACUGUGCUGGCAGCCGGGGGCCUGGGACCAGGGGCCCCGCUCAUCAGCCUGGACCCUGCUCACGGACACCGCCUGCGAUUUGAUCAGGCCACAGGGGGUCUGGAAGUUGCCUCUGCCCAGCUGGGAGACGCGGGGGUCUACACAGCAGAGGUCAUCCGGGCCGGGGUCUCCCGGCAGAUUCGGGAGUUCACGGUGGGCGUGUAUGAGCCCCUGCCGCAGUUGUCGGUGGAGCCCCAGGCCCCGGAGACAGAGGAGGGGGCGGCCGAGCUCCGGCUGCGCUGUGUGGGGUGGCGGCCGGGGCGCGGGGAGCUGAGCUGGAGCCGGGACGGACGGGCCCUGGAGCCCGGCGACCCCGAGGGAGCGGAGCCGCCCCGGAUCCGCGCGGAGGGCGACCAGCUGGUCAUCGCGCGCCCCGUGCGCAGCGACCACGCCCGGUACACCUGCCGCGUGCGCAGCCCCUUCGGCCACACGGAGGCCGCGGCCGACGUCAGCGUCUUCUACGGCCCGGACCUGCCCGCCAUCAAGGUGUCCUCCGACCGCGACGCCGGCCCCGCCCUCUACGUCACCGCGGGCAGCAACGUGACCCUACGCUGCAGCGCCGCCUCACGGCCGCCCGCCGACAUCACCUGGAGCCUGGCCGACCCGGCGGAGGCCGCCGUGCCCGCCGGCCCGCGCCUCCUGCUGCCCGCGGUCCGGCCGGGCCACGCGGGUGCCUACGCCUGCCUCGCCGCGAACCCACGUACCGGCCACCGCCGCCGCUCGUUGCUUAACCUCACCGUCGCGGAUCUGCCUCCUGGCUCUCCACAGUGUUCAGUUGAAGGAGGACCCCGGGACCGCAGCCUCCGCUUCCGGUGCACGUGGCCUGGUGGGGUCCCUGCCGCCUCUCUGCAGUUCCAGGGUCUCCCAGAAGGCGUCCGCGCUGGACCAGUGCCCUCCACGCUGCUGGCAGCCGUCCCUGCCCACCCCCAGCUCAGUGGCGUCACCGUCACCUGCCUCGCUCACCACCUGAUGGCCACGCGUACCUGCAGCGUCACUCCAGAGGCCCCCCGAGAGGUGCUGCUUCACCCGAGGGUGGAAGAGACUCGGGCAGGGGAGGCCGAGGUGGCGCUGGAGGCCUCUGGCUGUCCCCCACCCUCGCGAGCGUCCUGGGCCCGGGAAGGGCGGCCCCUAGCCCCGGGUCGUGGGGGUCGCCUACGGCUCAGUCAAGACGGGCGGAGGCUCCUCAUUGCCAACUUCAGCCUGGACUGGGACCUGGGGAAUUACUCCGUGCUGUGCAGCGGGGCUCUGGGCGCCGGCGGCGACCACAUCACCCUCCUUGGACCCUCCAUCUCCUCGUGGAGGCUGCAGAGAGCCCUCGACGGGGCCGUGCUGACCUGGGACGUGGAGCGUGGGGCGCUGAUCAGUGGCUUUGAGGUCCAGGCGCGGCCAGAGGGGCCUGACCCGGGAAGAGCCCACCCCUACAAGGACUGGGUGUCCCUGCUCAUCCUAGGGCCUCAGGAGCGGUCUGCAGUGGUGCCCCUCCCCCCUCGGAGCCCUGGGACCUGGGCCCUGCGUAUCCUACCCACGCUGGGGGGCCAGCCAGGAACCCCUUCCCAGAGCCGGGUUUACCGAGCCGGUCCCACCCUGGGCCCCGGGGCCAUCGCUGGCACCGUCCUGGGUUCCCUCCUGGGCCUGGCGCUCCUGGUGGCACUUCUCCUCCUGUGUAUCUGCUGUUUGUGCCACUUUGGAGAAAAGACUCUUAAGAAAAAGAAGCCUCCUACUUUGACCCCUGUGGUCAUCCAACCAGAAAAGACGCCCCAGAGUGUGACCCCAGAGCAGCCCGCACUGCCUCUGCCCCUCAAAGUGGAUCCUAGUCCAGCCAGGACCCACCAAACCUCAGGCCCCGAUCCCGUCACCUCUCCUGGUGGUGUCCCCAGGAACGUGCGUGCCGCCACACAGGUGUGA